Molecule: messenger RNA, 2198 nt
Organism: Somion occarium
Lineage: Eukaryota; Fungi; Basidiomycota; Agaricomycetes; Polyporales; Cerrenaceae
Source: the annotation of a GenBank genome assembly
ACUCAUGUUCUGCUCUAAGGCGAACGCUGGCCGAAGUACCCCAGGCAUACGCUAUUUGUUCUCGUGACUUUGCCUUCGUCGGUGACCUCCUGAUCCUUCCAUGUUCUUGGCAUUCGAGGAUCGAGGCUCUCAUUCGCAUGCCUGGUUCUCUAUGGGAAUUAGGACGAGGUCCCAUCGGGUCCCGGAUUGUCUACCCCACACUUGAUCGUGCCUUUCGUAGACAUAACAUGGCGCUUGAACCCUCACUUUUUUGAUCUCACAGCUGUUUCGCUCCAUUGGAGAACAUAGUGACUCAUGUCUCAAAGGCCUCUCACGGUCCAUGUUGACAUUCUCAUCGAUACUCGGGACCGUUCUUGACAGUCCCACCACCACCUCCAUUGCGGCACUUUUGCGAACUUCCGGACCGUUACCUCUUUAUGUCGAGUAUUUAAGGAUCCAUGCAUUGAAGACUUUGAUAUCUGUUUUCUGCAUCACUGUGUUGUCUCGCGCUUCGCCUCUUGAACCUCGAGCUCCAGCAUGGACCUUCACUGAGAAAGGAAACUCUGGAAUCGUGGCUUUGGAAUCCAUCAUUGUUUCGCCUACUCUUGCUCUUUUCUUUGACAGAGCUUCCGACGAUCCUCUUCAAAUCAACAAUCAUUCUGCUUGGGGUGCUCUCUGGAACCUCGCGACUGAUGAGAUUACUCCUCUGGACGUUGUUACGAACUCGUUCUGCGCAAGCGGUGCUCUCCUGAGUAACGGUACCAUGGUUAGUGUGGGUGGUGACCCGAAUCUCUUCCCCGGAAACCCCGCAGUCGAGGAUGGUACUCAGGGUAUUCGUAUCUUUGAACCGUGCGACGACCCUGCAGGAGUCGGCUGCACAUUGUUCGAGGAUCCGACAACUUUGCAUCUCGCCGAAAAGAGAUGGUAUCCUUCGGCGAUCCGUAUUCCAGAUGGAAGUCUCAUGAUUGUAGGUGGCAUCCAUCAAGACACAGACUUCUACAACGAUAUCGAACGGGUCGCCGCUACUGUCGAAUUCUUCCCCCCUAAAUUCGGUGGUGUACCUAGGCCGUCCGAGUUCCUCAAGAGGAGCUUGCCCGCCAAUUUGUUCCCUCGGCAAUUCCUUCUUCCGGACGGAAAGGUGUUCAUGGUCGCGAACAAUCAGUCCAUUAUUUACGACAUUCAGACUGGCGAUGAACGAAUCUUACCUGACAUCCCUAACGGCGUUCGCAUCACGAACCCCUUCGAUGGUUCCGCCAUUCUGCUCCCCUUAUCUCCUCCCAACUUCACGCCAGAGGUACUCGUCUGCGGUGGCACCAACAUCACUGACACCACUCCAAAGAACGCGAUAUCCAGUCAAACGCCGGCUUCUGAUCAGUGCAGCCGUAUCAUCUUGACAGAAGAAGGCAUCAAGAAGGGUUGGGUCGUCGAGAGGAUGCUUGAGCCGCGUAUUAUGCCUGAGUUGGUACAUCUUCCGAAUGGACAGGUGCUAAUUACCAAUGGUGGUCUGACUGGAGUGGCUGCCAUUGCCACUGUCUUCGAUCCCGUUGGGAACUCGAACGCUGACAACCCAGUCUUCACACCUUCCUUGUAUACGCCCUCUGCUCCACUCGGUCGGAGAAUCAGUAAUGUGGGUAUGCCGAUGUCUAACAUUGCCAGAUUGUAUCAUUCAAGCGUCACCCUCACUCCUCAAGGCAACUUCCUCAUUGCCGGGAACAACCCAAACGGCAACACUAACCUUACUGUGAAGUUCAAGAGCGAAUUCCGUGUAGAGACCCUCGACCCGCCCUUCAUGUUCGUCGCCCGACCCAGAAUCCUAACUGUCCCGUCGAAGAUUGGCUUUGGUCAACGGUUCACUGUACCUGUCAGUGUCCCUACCAACCUCAGGGCUGCAAAAAUCCAAGUCGCACUCAUGGAUUUGGGUUUCUCGAGCCACGCUUUCCAUUCAGGUGCCCGCCUUGUCUUCAUGAAUGCGCAACUAUCGAGGGAUCGUCGGUCGUUGACGAUCACUGCUCCCCCGAACCGUAAUGUCUAUCCACCUGGUCCUGCAUUCAUCUUUUUGACGAUAGAUGAUGUGACGAGCGAAGGUCAGAAGGUGAUGGUAGGCAGUGGUGCACCUCCUCCUCAGACAGACUAGGAAGUUUAUGAGGUAUGGAACGUAACUGUAUUGCUAAGUGACAAAUCAUGUAUCACCGGCGAAAUGGAUAUAUAUUCUGUUUUGU